GUUGACUCAUGUGGACCUUCGGUUGAUCGCGCGUCACGACACUUUCACUUCCGGCCACGAGGGCCCGAGCCAUAUCGCCUCUUUGAAAACAGCGCGAUGCAUGAUUGCAUUUGUGUUGCGCUUUAGCCCCUCACGGUCCCACUCCCUUUGCACGUGGUGCCGUUAGAGAUUACACAAGGAAAUGGUUAGCCCUGACAUUGGCCGGCAGCGGCUCGAGCCUUUGGUUCAUGCAAUGGGAGGCUUGCUUGGGCAGCCAUUGGAAGACGAUGCCGCCCUGUCCCCAGAGCAACGCAUUUCCAGUGGCGCAGAGAAAGCUGAAAGUGACGACCUUCUGGAAUUGACAGCUCGGUUUCUAUCAAGCCAGAGCGGGGGCCAAACUGAACACGACAUUCAGAGCUUCUUGUCAGCAAAUGGCCAUGAUCUCACAAUGCCCAUGACAAGAGCCGUGGUCCAGCGUGCUCAGCUAGAAAGGUGCUCGGCAAUACUGGGUGCCAAGCCUCUAGCUUAUCGCUCGCACUCUGAUGUUUCAGUGGUCCGCCACCUGUUAGCCAGCCAAGAGCAACCCAUUCUAGAUGUUGAGCAGUGGCAAGAACGCCGGAGGCACAUAAUUCACAACAUGCAAGUUGUCAUGGGCUGGUUUCCUUCGACCGGUGCGAAGGCGAGGGAAUUGCACGCCCCAGUGCCGUUUGACAUUCUUUCACAGAAUGUGCCCACCACACCUGAUUGUGUUUGCAAAGUGGUGAUGCAGAAAAUUCGUUUUUGUCCAGAGGAGCAAGAUCAGGUCGAGGGAUGGCUCUUGAUUCCACAAGUUUCAAGUCCUUGCCCCGCAGUCCUAUGCCCUCACCAGACCACAAUGAACCCACAAACUGGGAAGGAUGAGCCUGCUGGCCUAGGAGGCUCACGAGAGUUGUGCUACGCGUUGGAGCUGGCGCAGUUGGGUUAUGUGACGCUUACAAUCGACUAUCCCGGAUUUGGCGGCUACAGUUUUCCUGUUUAUCAGAGAGGUUAUGCAAGUGUGACUAUGAAAGGGAUUUGGAAUCAUUUGCGUGCUGUAGAUUUGCUUGUUGGCCUUCCGCAGGUUGACUCUGAAAGGAUCGGGGCCCUUGGGCAUUCGCUGGGUGGACACAACUCACUCUUUCUUGCAGUGUUUGAUCCCCGCAUCAAGGUGAUUGGCACAAGCUGUGGCUUCACUUCAUUUGCGAGGUAUGCAGAAACUGUGCCGCAAAAAGACCUUUCCGUGUGGGCAUGGCCGGAAAAGUACAUGCCACGCAUAUCCACACAUUUCCAUAAGGAUCCAGCUUGCAUGCCAUUUGAAUUUCACGAAGUCUUGGCUGCCUGUGCUCCCCGGCACAUUUUUUGCAAUGCUCCCCUUGGUGAUGAGAAUUUCGAUGUGCAGGGAGUGCGGGCGUGUGUUCAGGCUGCAGGGAGCAUUUACAAACUUCUGGGUUCACCUCCUGAUUCGAUCGAGCUUCACACCCCAAACGUGGGCCAUGACUUCCCCAAAGAGGUGCGGAGGCUAUGUUAUGCAUUCUUUGGCAAACAAUUGAAAAUUUGAGUGUCAGACAAAAAGCCCGCUACACAGUACACAUAAGCCUUAUUGAAUUGCUGACUUGACCUGUGCAUCCUUAGGCCGUGUACGCA
Messenger RNA from Durusdinium trenchii, 1641 nucleotides. The record is from the annotation of a GenBank genome assembly. NCBI's taxonomy places the organism in Eukaryota, Dinophyceae, Suessiales, Symbiodiniaceae.